Messenger RNA from Bufo gargarizans (Asiatic toad), 2156 nucleotides. Its product is annotated as tigger transposable element-derived protein 6-like. The record is from RefSeq and is a predicted model, not a curated record. The transcript is spliced from 2 exons. Gene Ontology annotation, molecular function: DNA binding. Gene Ontology annotation, cellular component: nucleus. Bases 152 to 1618 code for a protein of 488 amino acids. Lineage: Eukaryota; Metazoa; Chordata; Amphibia; Anura; Bufonidae.
UAACCCCUCCUGCACCAGACCUCCCCCACAGCCAGCACAUUACACCCCCCACUGUGCUGCACGGAAGACACAGGAAGGAUCACAUGACCUCCCGAGACCACCUGACUGCUACGUCAUCAGACCACCGGCAGCUCCGGGAGACAGAGCAAACAUGGCGACCUCCGGCACCAAAAGGAAACUGUGCAUCUUGACUUUACGGGACAGAAUCUCGGUUAUCAAGGAGAGUGAAGCGGGGCGGUCCCAGCGGGACCUGGCCAAGGAGUUUAACUGCAGUAAGACGCAGAUCCAGGCUACUCUGGCCAACAGGGAGCAUUACCUGAGACAGUGGCAGGAGAAUGUGAACGAGAACUCAAAGAGACGGCGCUGGCAGCCAUACGAGGACGUGAACAAGGCGCUGCUGGAUUGGCUCUACCACGCCCGCUCUGAACACUUCCCGAUAAGUGGCCCCAUGCUGCAGGAGAAGGCCCUACAGAUUGCCUCCCAGCUGGGCCUUCACCGCUUCCAUGCCAGUAACGGAUGGCUGAAUAAGUUCCGGACGCGACACAACAUAGUUUUUCACCCCAUUGCUGGCGCCACCAUAGAGAUGAGAGAGGAGGAUGGCGCGGUCUCGAAGGACCAGCUGCAUGUCAUAGCGGCGGGCUAUGCUGACAGCGACAUCUACAACAUGGAUGAAACAGGCCUUUUCUUCAAAGCCAUCCCGGACAAGACCCUAACCGUGAGAAGUGCCCAGUGCCAGGGCGGGAACUGGGCAGAACAAAGACUGACCGUGGCACUGUGUGCCAACCUGUGCGGAGACAAGGAGCCGCCGCUGGUGAUCCACACUGGUACAGGACACCCCCACAGCACCGAGGCGCUGGGCAUAUGGCGGCAUACUAACAGGAAGGCGUGGAUGACACCUGAGAUCUAUCACUCAUGGCUGGAGAAGCUAAACGAGAGAAUGCGGCUGCAGGACAGAAGGAUUCUGCUCUUUGUAGAUGGCGCUCCCUGUCACUGCGCAGAAAAGCUGUCACAUGUGGAGGUGACGCUGCUCCCAACAAACGGCACACCAUGGUCAUCACCAAUGUGCCAAGGUGCCAUCCGUGCCUUCAAGAUCCAUUACCGGAAGAAGCUGCUGCGCUCCUUACUGGCCCGGAUGGAUGACGCCCGGCCAGUGCACGUGCUGGCUGAGGGCAUCACUAUGGUGGACGCGCUGAGCUGGGUGAAGAUGGCAUGGGAUGAAGUAAAGCCAGAGACCAUCACACGGGGUUUCCUACAGAGCGGCUUUGUGCCAACGGUGGAUGUCAGCCAUGAUGAUGACGAAGAUCUCGCCCGCUCUCUUGCCAUUUUAAACCAACUUGGUAAAGCUGUCGAUGUGAGCAUCGACUUAGAAAAUAUCGAUGAAAAUGUGGAUUGCUUUAGCAGGGAGGAGGAGGAGGACCCCCACAGUGACCCCCCGGCCAGUGACCUGGAGGCUCCUCUGCCGGCUGAGCCGAUGGCCUUGGAGGACGCUCUCUCCAGUAUCCGCCGCCAUCGGGCUCUUGCUGCAGGGCUGGGCAGUCCGCUCCUCAUGGACUCCCUGCUGCGGGUGGAGGCCGAGUACGAGAACAUCAUUGUGGCCAAAAAGUUCAAUCAUCCCUAGAAAAAACUACUACAGCAGAUGGUGCAACCAGAAACUACAACCCCCAGCAUGUCCUGACUGGGGGGAAGAGCCUCAGCAGAGACAGCAGUAGACUGUGUGAUACUCAUGUUCCCAGUGCUUGGUUCCCCCAGAUAAUAUGUAUGGCAGAACUACAACUCCCAGUAAACAAAUGGUAAAAGGCAGAGUGGACCCAGCAUGCAUGUGGAGCCAACACCUCCUGAACUUUAUGGCGCACAACAGGCAGUAUCUAGAGUUAGGACCCGUCUUACAGCGAUCGCCCUGACCUCCGGCAGACGGGCUCCGAUGGUUUGUACAAAAUGUAUUUGCCAAGCGUCUCCCUUUUAUAAAUAAGCGCAGCAAUAGCACUUGGAUGGUUUGUGUGACUAUGGCAUUAUUGUACUGGUCUGCGGGCGCUGCUGCAUUGUCUCUUCUCCACAACUCCCAGUAUACGCUGUCGCCGGGGCUUCCAUGGGGGGCUAGCAGCAAGCGCUAUCUGUGCUUCAUAUAUUAUUACUGACAGACGAACCGGGCUGAGCUA